UUGUUUUUGUUGCUGCUGUUCCUGUUAACAAAUGACCCACCGGUAUGUUAGCUUCCAUUUUAGCCGCUGUCACUCCUUUUAUACAAAUGCUUUUAGCGUUUUCUUGCAUACUAAUAAAAAUUGGAUAUUUUUAGGCGGUUGGCACAACUUGUGUUCAAUUCUAAGUCGGCGUUAGCGUUUAAAGUAAUCAAAAACCGUGGCAUUACACGGAUAGAUCCUCGUUGAAUAAGCAGGGAAGCCCCUGAAAAACGCAUGAGUUUUCAACUUUCCUUACGUCGUCAUGACCGAGAGAGCUACCAAAGACACAGCAAACAGGAGGCUAUCAUUGUCCAAGACCAAGAAGAAAGGAAGUGUUAAAGCUGGGAUUUCUGCCAGUCCUGCUACCACAUCUCCAAUCACCUCGUUUUUCAGCAGCCAGCCUCCUCCUCGGCUUGCCUGCCCCCUGUGUGGCCGAUUGGUACCAAGAUUCAAGAUCAAUGAGCACAUUGAUUUACAAUGUCAGAACUUUGAGAGAGGAGACAGCAGUGCAACCUCAGCAAGUGGUAGUGUUGUGCCAAACACCCAGCUGUCACCCAGAAGGAAUCCUCCAAAAUCCCCAGAGCUGAAUCUAAGCAAGGAAGAAGAGGUGAAAGAGACCAGUACCAGCCCUUAUUUUAAAAAGAAUAACUGCCAGCACAUACCACAGGAGCUGAGCAGUAAUCGUGUGGUCAGGACGCUUGACCUGGGAAGUCUUGCCUCCAAGUUAUCUAAGAAAUGUCAAAAGGCACCUGAGAGCACAGUGAAAGAGGAUUCAAAUUCACAAACAUUUACUGAAAAGGAGAUAUGCUCUUCUGAGACACUCAGCAACUCACAGAAAGAGAAUUUGAUUCAGAGUUUAGAAUACAGAAAAGAUUGUGUGACGGUCAUUGACCUGACAGAAAGCAGCCCAAAGACUCCAAAAGCAGUGGAAAGUCUAUCGUGUUCAGAGGAAGGACUCAAAGCAAAUGAAUCUAAAUCAGUCCAAAAACGGAUUACCCCAAAGCUGCACUCCUCUCCCUCUAAACUUGCAAAGAGAAAACCCUUCACUGGCCACAAAUCUGUCUUUAGAAAGAAAGCAAAAUAUGAUUACAAAAACAGAGAGCAGGAUAAUAAUGUGUCUGGAAAAAAAGAAGAGACGACAGAAGCACACCUACCUCUUACCACCGCCACAUGUGAUCCUCCCCUGACUUCAGAGGAAACAUCCCAGGAAAGUGCUGCAGUGAUCAAUAGUGAUUCGCUCACAGAUUCUGGUGCUGUGAACACUAAAAGUGACCAGGCUGUUGAGACCUCUCACCCCACAUGGCUUCCCUACUACCUGCGUAACUUCCGCACUGUGCUCGAGGCUGUCCUGGAGAAUGAGGAUGAUAGAGCACUGUUCGAUGAUCAUGACAUGUCAGUAGUGAAUGCUUUUGAGAAGCUAUCAGUCAUGGGCCAGAAACUGUACGUGAGACUCUUCCAGAGGAAACUGAAGUGGCUUCAGGUGAAUAAACUGGAUUAUGAAGAGAUAAGCAGUGAUCUGGGGCCUGUUGCACAGGAGCUUGUUCAAGCUGGUUUUCUACAGUCAGAGAGUGACCUUCAGGACUUAGGGGAAGCUCUGGAUCUCCUUCCAGCACCUGAACUCAAAUCUCUGGCCAAAACUUUCCACCUGGGUAACUCUGGGACUCAAAAACAGCAGCUAGUGGAUGGACUUCUCCGUCUGAGCAAACAAAAGUCCCUGUUCUUUGUGACUAAUGCACAGAACAAUAUUGGGGCUGUCAUCCUGAAAAGGGCAAGGCAGCUUGCUGGUUCCUGCGUGCGUCUGUGUCGUGGUCCCAGGGCCGUCUUUUCUCGCAUCCUCCUUCUUUUCUCCUUAACAGACACUAUGGAUGAGGAGGAGAUGGCAGCUGGUGGUCAGAACCAGCUUUUCACCAUCCUACUGGUUAACACAGGACGCCUAGCUUUCCCAGAUUACAAAGUACAGCGUGAGGCAAAGGUGUUCCUGGACAGGGACGAUCUUAUCAGAUAUGAAGCCUCCAUGCGAGCCCUGCUAGAGAUCGUCUCAGCUAUGCAGGGAGGUCAGUGGGAAGAGGCCAUGGAGCUUUAUUCUGCUGCCAAAAAUAUCUGGCUGGAGCUGAGGCAGAACCAUGACCUCAGUCACCAGGAGCAGCUGCCUGUGUUCCUGCGCAGUUUCACCACAGGUUGGGCCUACACUCGCAUCUUAUCCAGAGGGGUGGAGAUCUUGCAGAGGCUACGACGCUAUGAGGAAGCAAUAGAGGAACUUCAAUCCCUGCUGUUGCAGUCGAUCUACUGUCCUGAUAGUCGAGGACGAUGGUGGGACAGACUGGCACUAAACCUUCACCAGCACCUGAAAAAACCUGAGCAAGCCAUUAGUGCUAUCAGAGAUGGGCUGUCAGACCCUUUAGUGCGAACUGGACAUAAACUCUCCCUUCAUCAGAGAGCUGUAAGGAUGAAAGAGUCCGCCAGCUUCAAGAAAUAUCGCCUACGACUGAAAGAACUGCCCAGUGUUCAUGUCCAAGAUGUCAGACAUGUGACUAUCCGUGGACAGCUGUUCCCCCAUGAAGGAGGCACUGGAAAAUCUAGGUUUCUUUUACCAUCAAAUGGAGAGGGAGAUGAGGGUGCUAAUGCUACUGUAAUAUGCUCAGUGGAAGAGCUGUCUUUAGCACAUUAUCGUCAGCAAGGCUUUGACCAAGGAAUCCAUGGAGAAGGCUCAACUUUUUCAACACUGUUUGCUCUUCUACUGUGGGACAUCAUUUUCAUGGAGGGGAUUCCUGAUGUUUUCAGAAAUCCAUACCAGACAUGUCCACUGGAUUUUUACACCGACUGUUUCUAUGAGAACAGAAAAGAGGUGAUCGAUUCUCGUGUGCAGUUAAUUAGUGAGGCAUCCUCUGAGACUCUGCAUGACAUGAUGGAAAAUGUCUGGACCCCUCAGGAGGGUAAAGUGUGUUCAUUGGUCAACUGGGAACGAUUCUCAUCCCUUCAACAGGCACAGUCCCUGGUUUCAUGCUUGGGAGGAGCUUUCUUAGGAGGGGUAAUAGCAAGGAUGUCAAAGGACUUCAGACACUGCCGUGGAGGUCUGCCUGAUCUAGUGGUGUGGAACACUUCAAACAACACAUACAAGCUGGUGGAGGUGAAGGGGCCCAAUGAUCGAUUGUCCCAGAAACAACAGAUCUGGCUGGAUGAGCUGCAGAAACUAGGAGCUGAUGUGGAGGUGUGCCACGUGGAGGCCACUGGAGCCAGAGGAGCUCGUCUGGAAUAAACAGACAGAAAAUAUGACUAAUAAGACUUUGCUGCUAAUUAAUACUUGUGUGGUUGAUAUGAAAACAUGUGCAGAAGCAGUUUAUGAAUAAAUAUCUGAAUACUUUUUCUGAUUCUGCUAAUCUAGAACAGAUGUUCAGAGUUUGUCUGAAGAAAUGAAUGCAUUUUCCAUGCAUCACAGAUUGAACUCUGCAUGACUUUUGGAAAUGUUAUUGCAAGCCAUUUAAAUCCACUGCAUUCAUCGUGAAGAGGUGCAUCAUAACGAAGAUGAGAACUCCCAGGAUCAGAAAUAGCUUGCUUACAGAUCAUCUGAGCUGAUGCAUGAGAGGAAGGGGAUCUAACAACCACACCAAACUGAUGGUGUUUUCCUUUGGAACGCUAUGUUCUCUUGAUCUUAGGUUGCCAAGCAACAGAAACUCACAAUCGGUUGGCUGCUUAUGAAUUGGACAACUCUGUGAGUUUUUACUGUGCAACCAAUUACUGUAGUAAUUUGCCAAUAAAUCUACACUACUGUAUGAUAAAUAUCAGUUGCGUAUAAAGACAGAAUUAAAGGCUACAAUAAAUGAUUAUGCU
Cheilinus undulatus (humphead wrasse) is the source of this 3846-nucleotide messenger RNA. It is a transcript of the gene fan1, whose product is annotated as FANCD2 and FANCI associated nuclease 1. Gene Ontology annotation, biological process: interstrand cross-link repair. The transcript is spliced from 13 exons. NCBI's taxonomy places the organism in Eukaryota, Metazoa, Chordata, Actinopteri, Labriformes, Labridae. Bases 281 to 3274 code for a protein of 997 amino acids. The record is from RefSeq and is a predicted model, not a curated record. Gene Ontology annotation, molecular function: 5'-flap endonuclease activity; 5'-3' exonuclease activity; flap-structured DNA binding. Gene Ontology annotation, cellular component: nucleus.